This is a messenger RNA of Podarcis lilfordi (Lilford's wall lizard), 299 nucleotides long. Lineage: Eukaryota; Metazoa; Chordata; Lepidosauria; Squamata; Lacertidae. The record is from the annotation of a GenBank genome assembly.
UAUUGAAGCUGCUCUGUGAAGACCUGAAACAGAAGGAAGAAAAUGGUGCAGAUCUUUUAGGAGCAGGGUUACCUGUGGGCAGCAGGAUGCCCCACAAGAACCUUCCUUUGCUGCUAGAGUCCAUGGAGUUUUUCAAAGAGCAAGAAUGCUAUGAGUUUCUUUACAUGCAGGCUACCAAUGGACAGCGCUCCCUCAAAUGCCCAUUGGACUAUGUGAUGGCCAUUCAAGGAAGUGCUGCCUUGUUCAGGACCUAUGAAGAGAGAGCCCUGUGCCCCUGUGAGCACGUGCAGGACUCUUGA